GCAGACAGACUUUUAGAAGAUGUGGAACAUGACUGGCAGUGCAGUAACCGAGUUUGUUCUCCUUGGGCUCACGGAUUGUCCAGAGCUCCAGCCUGUGCUCUUCGUGCUGUUCCUUGCGGUUUACCUCCUCACCCUCUCGGGCAAUAUGGGCAUGAUAAUGCUGAUCAGACUGGACUCCCGCCUUCACACGCCCAUGUACUUCUUCCUCAGUAACUUAGCUUUUGUAGACCUGUGCUAUACCUCAAACGCAACCCCACAGAUGCUGACUAAUUUCUUAUUAGAGAAGAAGACCAUUUCCUUUGCUGGCUGUUUUACACAGUGUUACAUUUUCAUUGCGCUUCUCCUCACCGAGUAUUACAUUCUGGCAGCAAUGGCCUAUGACCGCUAUGUGGCCAUAUGCAGCCCUCUGCGGUACAGUGCGAGGAUGUCCAGGCGAGUGUGCAUUUGCCUGGCCAUGUUUCCUUACGUCUAUGGCUUCUCAGAUGGGCUAUUCCAGGCCAUCCUGACCUUCCGUCUGACCUUCUGCAGAUCCAACGUCAUCAACCACUUCUACUGUGCAGACCCGCCACUCAUUAAGCUUUCUUGCUCUGAUCCCUAUGUCAAAGAACAUGCCAUGCUCAUCUCAGCUGGCUUCAACCUCUCCAGCUCCCUCACCAUCAUCCUGGUGUCCUAUGCCUUCAUUAUUGCUGCCAUCCUCCGGAUCAAAUCAGCAGAGGGGAGGCACAAGGCCUUCUCCACCUGUGGUUCCCACAUGUUGGCUGUCACCCUGUUCUAUGGGACACUCUUCUGCAUGUAUGUAAGACCUCCAACAGAUAAGACUGUGGAGGAAUCCAAAAUAAUAUCUGUCUUCUAUACCUUUGUCAGUCCAGUGCUUAAUCCACUCAUCUACAGUCUGCGGAACAGAGAUGUUAAGCAGGCUUUCAGGAAUGUGCUGAGACGAAAUAUAGUCACUAUUGUGACAACACCUUCACUUUCCAAUAGAGAAUAA
Messenger RNA from Nycticebus coucang (slow loris), 988 nucleotides. Its product is annotated as olfactory receptor 5M11. The record is from RefSeq and is a predicted model, not a curated record. Lineage: Eukaryota; Metazoa; Chordata; Mammalia; Primates; Lorisidae. Gene Ontology annotation, molecular function: G protein-coupled receptor activity; olfactory receptor activity; odorant binding. Gene Ontology annotation, biological process: G protein-coupled receptor signaling pathway; sensory perception of smell. Bases 20 to 988 code for a protein of 322 amino acids. Gene Ontology annotation, cellular component: membrane. The transcript has a single exon.